Messenger RNA from Indicator indicator, 1116 nucleotides. RefSeq names its product BarH like homeobox 2 (gene BARHL2). The record is from RefSeq and is a predicted model, not a curated record. Bases 1 to 1116 code for a protein of 371 amino acids. Gene Ontology annotation, molecular function: DNA-binding transcription factor activity, RNA polymerase II-specific; RNA polymerase II transcription regulatory region sequence-specific DNA binding. Gene Ontology annotation, cellular component: nucleus. Gene Ontology annotation, biological process: regulation of transcription by RNA polymerase II. NCBI's taxonomy places the organism in Eukaryota, Metazoa, Chordata, Aves, Piciformes, Indicatoridae. The transcript has 3 exons.
AUGGAGGGGCCGAGCGGGUCCAGCUUUGGGAUAGAUACGAUCCUAUCGGGCAGCAGCUCCGGUAGCCCCGGAGUCAUGAACGGAGACUUUCGUCCCCACGGCGACGGCCGGCAGGCGGAUUUUAGGAGCCAGGCCACGCCGUCGCCCUGCUCGGAGAUCGACACGGUGGGAACGGCGCCGUCGUCGCCCAUCUCGGUGAGCAUGGAGCACCCCGAGCCGCACCUAGGGGCGGCGGAGAGCCUCCCGCCGCCGCCGCACCACCUCCACCUCGGCCCGCACCCGCCGCCGCCGCCGAGUUUGCAGCCGUCACCCCCGCAGCCACCACCGCCCCAACUGGGCUCGGCCAGCUCCGGCCCCAGGACUUCCACCUCUUCUUUUUUAAUUAAGGACAUUUUGGGCGACAGUAAACCGCUGGCGGCGUGUGCACCUUACAGUACCAGCGUCUCUUCUCCCCAUCACACCCCUAAGCAGGAGGUCAGCGCGGCCCCGGAGACCUUCAGGCCCAAACUGGAGCAGGAGGACGGCAAAGCCAAGCUCGACAAGCGCGACGACACGCAGGGCGACAUCAAAUGCCACGGGACAAAGGAGGAGGGCGACCGGGAGAUCACCAGCAGCCGGGACAGCCCGCCGGUGCGGGCAAAGAAGCCGCGGAAGGCGCGGACCGCCUUUUCCGACCACCAGCUCAACCAGCUGGAGCGCAGCUUCGAAAGGCAGAAGUACCUGAGCGUGCAGGACCGCAUGGACCUGGCGGCCGCCCUCAACCUCACAGACACGCAGGUGAAAACCUGGUACCAGAACCGAAGGACGAAGUGGAAGCGACAGACGGCGGUGGGCCUGGAGCUGCUGGCUGAGGCCGGGAACUACUCGGCGCUGCAAAGGAUGUUCCCCUCGCCCUAUUUCUAUCACCCUAGCCUGCUGGGCAGCAUGGACAGCACGACGGCGGCAGCGGCGGCCGCGGCCAUGUACAGCAGCAUGUAUCGGACUCCCCCCGCGCCGCACCCUCAGCUGCAGCGGCCGCUGGUGCCGCGGGUGCUGAUCCACGGGCUAGGGCCCGGCGGGCAGCCGGCCCUCAAUCCCUUGGCCAACCCCAUGCCCGGCACCCCACAUCCCCGGUGA